AUGUCUCAAGACCAACUGUUACUCGGAAGUGAGCGGCCUCCGCGGGGGAGCGUGACCCCAGCGCUCGCAGGAAGCGUUUUCGUGGUGUGCUUGGGCGCGCUACAGUUCGGCUACCACAUGGCGGAGCUCAACGCUCCGCAGGAGGUGCUCAUGUGCCAUGGGCCCUUAGAUCCCGGCUACGCAGAUACGUGGUGGGGUCGGCACGGCUGGGAACAGUGCCUUCACCUGGAUGACUCGCAAUAUGGUCUCGUGACCUCGAUUUUCUCCGUGGGCGGACUUCUGGGGUCGUUGUGUACGGGUUCGCAGGCGGACCGGUACGGACGGCGGGCGGCGGCCAUCGGUAGCAGCGUGCUGGCGGCGGCGGGCUCGGCGGCUAUGGUGUUCGCGAACAGCUACGCGCAGCUGCUGCUGGGAAGGCUGGUGGCGGGCGUGGGGUGCGGUGGCGGGAUCGUGGUGACGUCGCUAAUGCUGAACGAGAUGGCGCCGGCGGAGCUGAAGGGCGCGCUCGGAGCGCUGAACCAGACGUGCAUCAACCUGGGGAUCCUGGUGACGCAGCUUCUGGCGUUUGCGUGGGCGAACAGCGUGCAGUGGCGGCUGUUGUUCGCGGUGUCUGCGGCGGUGGCGGUGGCGCACUGCGGGCUGCUGCUGGGGGUGGAGGAGUCGCCACGGUGGCUGGCGGCGAACGGGCACGAGCAGCGCGCGGAACGCGCGCUGCGGUGGCUGCGGGCGGACGACGCGGCGGCGGCGCACGAGCUGCGGGAGUGGCGGCGCGCGCGCGAGCACGAGGCUGCGGCGCAGUGCAGCUCGCUGCGGCGGUACAUCGCGGACGCGCGGUACGCGCACGUGCGGCGCGUGGUGGCGGUGCUGCUGAUGGGGCAGCAGUUCUGCGGGAUCAACUCGAUAGUGUUCUACGGUGUGAAGCUGAUCAACGGCGCGUUGCCGGGGCUGUCGAUCGCGGUGAACUUCGGGAUCUCGGCGGUGAACCUGGUGGUGACGCUGACGGCGGCGGCGCUGGUGGACCGCGUGGGGCGGCGGCCGCUGCUGCAGUGCUCGGCGGCGGCGAUGGCGGUCGCGUCGACGCUGAUGGCAGCAGGCAUUCUGCUGGAGAGCGCGGCGGUGCUGGUCGUGUGCACGUUUGCGUACAUCACGUUUUUCGCACUGGGCUUCGGGCCGAUCCCAUUCCUGAUCAUCGCCGAGCUGUCGAGCCCGGGCACCGCGGCGGUGGCGCAGAGCUACGGGCUGGCGCUGAACUGGGUUGCGACGUUCUUUGUCGGGUUCGGGUUCCCCGUGCUGAACCAGCUCAUCGGCGGCUACGUCUUUAUGCUGUUCGGGGCGUUCGCGGCAUUCAUGGCGCUGUAUGUGCGGAACCGCGUGCCCGAGACGCGCGGCAAGCACGACUACCGCGAGGUGUGGCAAGGCUUCUGA
Molecule: messenger RNA, 1425 nt
Organism: Eremothecium gossypii ATCC 10895
Lineage: Eukaryota; Fungi; Ascomycota; Saccharomycetes; Saccharomycetales; Saccharomycetaceae
Product: AFL034Wp
Exons: 1
Coding region: 1-1425 (474 amino acids)
Biological process (GO): monosaccharide transmembrane transport
Cellular component (GO): membrane
Molecular function (GO): hexose transmembrane transporter activity
Source: RefSeq, marked provisional